Marasmius oreades (fairy-ring Marasmius) is the source of this 1811-nucleotide messenger RNA. RefSeq lists its product as uncharacterized. Gene Ontology annotation, cellular component: mitochondrion; peroxisome; cytoplasm. Gene Ontology annotation, molecular function: catalase activity; heme binding. NCBI's taxonomy places the organism in Eukaryota, Fungi, Basidiomycota, Agaricomycetes, Agaricales, Marasmiaceae. The transcript has 9 exons. Gene Ontology annotation, biological process: response to hydrogen peroxide; hydrogen peroxide catabolic process. The record is from RefSeq and is a predicted model, not a curated record. The coding region runs from base 48 to 1631 and encodes 527 amino acids.
GUUCUCGUUCUUUUAUCAAGCCUUAAUCUUCUCCAUCUACGACUAUCAUGCCAUCCAAGCAAGUUUGGGAAAACAAGGACGGUGCAACCUACACCUCCUCCAAUGGUGCUCCCGUAAACGAGCCCUACGCUGCUCAGCGUGCUGGUCCCUUGGGUCCUCUCUUGAUCCAAGAUUUCCAUCACCUCGAUCUACUCGCCCACUUUGAUCGUGAGCGUAUCCCGGAACGUGUCGUGCACGCCAAAGGUGCCGGUGCUCAUGGUUACUUCGAGGUCACCCAUGACAUGAGCGAUAUCACCUCCAACCCCCUCUUAACGGCCCCGGGUAAAAAAGUUAGAGCUACCGUUCGGUUUUCCACCGUAGGUGGAGAGUCAGGUUCAGCUGACACUGCUCGUGACCCCCGAGGCUUCGCGAUGAAGCUCAAGACGGAGGAGGGUAUUUGGGAUUGGGUGUUCAACAACACACCUAUAUUCUUCAUCAGAGAUCCCGCCAAGUUCCCUCACUUUAUCCACACACAAAAGAGAGAUCCCCAGACUCAUCUUAAAGACCCAGAUGCGUUCUGGGACUACCUUGGCCAGAACCCGGAAUCGAUUCAUCAAAUCAUGAUCCUCUUCUCUGACCGUGGUACACCUGACGGUUUCCAUCAGAUGCACGGUUACUCUGGGCACACCUUCAAGUGGCUCAAGGACGACGGUUCAUUCGUCUACACUCAGGUGCAUGCACGCGUCGAUGGAGGUUUCAAGACUCUCAACGAUGCACAAGCCGGCGAGUUGGCAGGCCUCGACCCCGACUACGGCACCCGAAAACUGUUCGAAAGUAUUGAGAAUGGCAAUUUCCCAUCCUGGACAGUCUAUGUUCAAACUAUGACACCCGAGCAAGCCGAGAAGUUCCGUUACAACGUACUCGAUUUGACAAAAGUCUGGCCUCACUCGGAGUUCCCCCUUCGACCUGUUGGAAGAUUUGUCUUGAAUGAGAACCCUCAGAACUACUUUGCUGAGAUUGAACAGGCCGCCUUCUCGCCAUCGCACCUCGUCCCGUUCAUUGAACCAUCUGCCGAUCCUGUCCUCCAAUCCCGUCUCUUCUCUUACCCUGACACCCACCGUCAUCGUCUUGGGACUAACUACCAACAACUACCUGUUAACGCGCCCCUCAAGCCACCCGUCAACUUCCAACGUGAUGGACCGAUGACCUUCCACUCUCAGGGCGCAAGGCCCAAUUACCAGAGCACUAUUGCUCCUCUGAAGUACGAAGCUCACAAAGCCAACCUUGAUGGCCAUGUCCGGGACCACGCUCGUGCUGCGAAGCACGAGAAUUUCAUAGGAGCUGCGUUCAGGGAUCUGAGCGAGAUUACUGAAUUGGACUUUGAACAACCCCGUGCAUUGUGGGCGAAGGUCUGGAACGACCAGGAACGUGAGGCCUACGUGCGGAAUGUCUCUGGCCACUUUAAGAACGUCAAGAGUCCCGUAAUCAGGGACAGGCAAUUGUCUGUGUGGGCCGCUGUUGACCAGGACCUCUCUGACCGCAUCGCUAAGGCUGUCGGAGCCAGUCCUGUUAAGCCUAUGGAGGUUAAACCUGCAGCUGAAGCCGCCAAGUUCCGCUCCUACAUCAAUGUCGCCACCACCUUGAAAUUGUAAAACAAUUGUUGGAAUAUGGGAUUUAUGAUGGCGAACUUGUUGUCGUAUUUGCCAGAGGAGAAGAAAUUCAUGUAAAACUAGUGGAAACGUUGAAAAAAUGUACUACUUCCCCACUCAUCUAUAUACUUUGACUACCUGUACUGAGCCAGUCAAUACACCGCCCACAGCCGCGAGAGUCAG